Molecule: messenger RNA, 648 nt
Organism: Hibiscus syriacus
Lineage: Eukaryota; Viridiplantae; Streptophyta; Magnoliopsida; Malvales; Malvaceae
Product: probable protein S-acyltransferase 23
Exons: 5
Coding region: 1-648 (215 amino acids)
Biological process (GO): protein palmitoylation
Cellular component (GO): Golgi membrane
Molecular function (GO): protein binding; palmitoyltransferase activity
Source: RefSeq, a predicted model, not a curated record
AUGGAUACACCGAUAUGUCAAUGUGAAUGCCAAGCACAGGUGAAUGCCAUAAGGCUCGUCUCUUUGGAGAUGAAUGAGAAAUCAGAACCGAAAACCACCCAACAACAAAACACUACUCAACAAAUCCCUAUAAUCGACAUCUUCUCGGCUUCUGCUUAUGGCGAUUUUGAUAAACUCAGAAAAUUUGUGGAAGAAGAUGGCGUCUCACUUGCAACACCUGACGGUAUCAGCCAUUACGCCCUUCAGUGGGCUGCUCCUAACAACUUCUCGGAUAUUGCUCAGUACAUUAUCGAGCAUGCUGGAAAUGUGAAUGCAACUGACAACCACCAGCAGACGGCUUUGUAUUGGGCUGCAGUUAGGGGUUCGAUUGCAGUGGCAGAUGAGCUCUUGCAAAAUGGAGCUUGGGUCGAAGCAGCUGAUCUCAAUGGUUAUCGUGCAGUUCAUAUUGCUGCUCAAUAUGGGCAAACAUCUUUCUUAAAUCAUAUUGCUGCAAAAUAUCAUGCGGAAUAUGAUGUACCUGAUAACUGUGGGAGGUCACCACUUCAUUGCAUUAUCCAUGGCAAGAACGAUAAUGCAAAUGUAAGGCUUGAAGAACUAAAAGCAAGGGAGAAGACUUUGAAGGCCGAAGCUACGACCAAUAACAUUUGA